Cornus florida is the source of this 1385-nucleotide messenger RNA. Its product is annotated as auxin-responsive protein IAA13-like. The coding region runs from base 114 to 1010 and encodes 298 amino acids. Gene Ontology annotation, molecular function: protein binding. The record is from RefSeq and is a predicted model, not a curated record. Lineage: Eukaryota; Viridiplantae; Streptophyta; Magnoliopsida; Cornales; Cornaceae. Gene Ontology annotation, cellular component: nucleus. Gene Ontology annotation, biological process: regulation of DNA-templated transcription. The transcript is spliced from 5 exons.
CCUGCAUCUUCACACCCACCAAACAGCGUCUCUCUCUCUCUCUCUCUCUCUCUCUCUCUCCUGUUACUUUCUGGGAUUAUUAGGCACUGGUACUGAAUUCAACAACUGGGUCAAUGUCGACGGUGUCAAAGGAGGAUAACAUGGUCUUCUCAUCCGAGGUUUCUUCAUCAUACCCAGAUGAGUCUGAGCUUCAAUUAGGUCUUGGGUUGAGUCUAGGUGGUGGUGGUGGUGUUUUGAAGUCUAAACAAGUUCCAACUCCAUGGGGUCAGUUUGGUAGGAUAUUGACUGCUAAAGAUUUCCCUUCUGUGGUUACUAAAGCUUCUUCUUCUUCAUCAUCAUCUUCAUCAUCUUCUUCUGUGACCAAAGCUAAUGUCUCUUCUGGUACCAAGAGAGCUGCUGAUUCUGUGCCAUCACCUGCAAAUGGUGCCAGCAAUCAGGUUGUUGGAUGGCCUCCUAUAAGAGCUUAUAGAAUGAACAGCUUGGUUAACCAAACAAAAUCACCACCCUCUGAAGAAUUUAACUCAACAACUGAGAAAAGUAAAAGCAAGGAUGGUUUGGUAGACAUGACUAACAAUGGCAGCAAAAAGAACAUUAACAAUGGUAAGGAAAAAGGACUCUUCAAGACUUCCCCGUUUGUGAAGGUGAAUAUGGAUGGAAUCCUGAUUGGAAGAAAGGUAGAUCUGAAUGCUCAUAGCUGCUAUGAGACCUUAGCGCAAACAUUGGAAGAAAUGUUUUGUAAAUCAACAUCAAACCUCAGCGCAAGACGAUCAAGCAUAGAGGAGGACUAUAUGAUAGAAAAAACUGGAGCCUCAAAACUAUUGGAUGGAUCAUCUGGGUUUGUGCUCACCUAUGAAGACAAAGAGGGAGACUGGAUGCUUGUUGGAGAUGUUCCUUGGGGGAUGUUUCUUAGCUCCGUAAAAAGGCUUAGAAUCAUGAAGACAUCUGAGGCUAAUGGACUUGCUCCAAGGUUUCAAGAAAGUAAUAGGAGACAAAGAAGUAAGCCCAUCUAGAUUACAUUCCCACCUUUUCAUAAAGGUGAAUACAACCCAUUACUUGAUGGGUGAAAUACAAAAGAAAAGAGAGUGAACAAAUGAUGAAAGCAUUUUAUAAAGUAACGACUGGUUAUUCGUGGGUCAUUUGUAUGUUUUUGGUCUUUCCUGUAUAUGCUAUUAUAUCUUUCGCAUCUGGGAGAGCUGGCAUUUUGUCCUGAAGCUAAAAAGCACUUCAGUUUUGUGUCAUAUAUACAUCCUUCAUUCGGAGUUGUUUACCGAUUUUAUAACUAUGGUAGUGCUUAAUCAAUAUGGUUAUGAGUUUGCUGCACCCCAAAAUGGAUUCAUUUGAUCCUUGUUAAUGGAAAGAAAGAUGCAUGGUUUGUGCUUUUGAAA